ACUGUUAUGUGCUGCUGCUGCUGCCGCUGCCGAUAGCCCAGGCUUCGGGUUCCCGGGACCGUGCAGUGUGCUCCGCGCUCCAGCCUGCCAUUGUUACCGGCUCCACGCCGCAGAUCCCCGGGAGCAGCUAUGCAGAAGUACUACAGAGAAAUGGAGGAGUUGAUCGUGGAGCUACGACUGUUUCUGCAACUGCUGGACCAUGAAUAUCUUACAACCACCGUCAAGGAGAAAAAGAGCCUAAUAAGCAACCUCCUGCAGAGGAUACAGUCAUCCAAAGAGUUUGAGCUGAAAAACCACGUUCACAAAGCAGAGACGCUGAGCAGCGUUCCGGCCCCGCCGCAGAUGCCUCUCCCGGAGAUCCCGCAGCCCUGGCUGCCUCCAGACAACGGGCCUCCACCAUUACCAACGUCGUCGCUCCCAGAGGGGUAUUAUGAAGAAGCUGUGCCUCUCGGCCCUGGUAAAGCUCCUGAAUAUAUAACUUCCAAUUAUGACUCGGAUGUCAUGAGCAGUUCAUAUGAAUCUUACGAUGAAGAGGAGGAAGAUGGGAAAGGACAAAAGAAGAGACUUCAGUGGCCAUCAGAAGAAGCCUCUAUGGACCUUGUGAAGGAUGCAAAGAUAUGUGCAUUCCUCUUGCGGAAGAAAAGAUUUGGGCAGUGGACCAAGCUUCUGUGUGUCAUUAAAGACAACAAGUUAAUGUGCUACAAAUCCUCCAAGGACCAGCAACCUCAGAUGGAGCUGCUGUUGAAUGGCUGCUCAGUCUCCUACGUACCAAAGGACAGUAAAAAGAAGAAGCAUGAACUGAAGAUUACUCACCAGGGUACAGACGCUUUGGUUCUUGCUGUCCAGAGCGAAGAGCAGGCUGAGCAGUGGUUGAGGGUGAUAAAAGAAGUGUGCAGCAGCUGUGGUGGGCCUGUGGACUCGGACGGACACUCCUCAAGUUCCCCCGUGCCAAGGACAGAACUGGAAAAAAAAUUGUCAUUGGAGAGGCCCAGCUCAGACGGGGAGUGUAACCUGGAGAACGGCACAGCCAUGGUCAAUGGCAAGGAGCCUGUGAAAAGAAAGAAAAGUACAAAAUCAGAGCCAAAAGGUGCAGUCACUAAGGUAACCGGAAAGAAAAUAACAAAAAUAAUUAGCCUGGGGAAGAAGAAGCCGAGUACAGAUGAACAGACGUCAUCUGCAGAAGAAGAUGUCCCCACGUGUGGAUACCUAAAUGUCCUUACCAAUAACCGCUGGAGGGAGCGCUGGUGCAGAGUGAAAGAUAAUAAGCUCAUCUUCCACAAAGACCGAACGGAUCUGAAAACGCACAUAGUAUCUAUACCUCUUAGAGGGUGUGAGGUUAUCCCCGGCCUUGACUCCAAGCAUCCUCUGACAUUCCGUCUACUCCGCAAUGCACAGGAGGUGGCUGUCCUGGAGGCUUCAUCUUCAGAAAACAUGGGCAGGUGGAUAGGAAUAUUACUGGCUGAGACCGGCUCUUCUACGGAUCCCGGAGCUCUGCAUUAUGAUUACAUUGAUGUGGACACUACAGCCAAUGUAAUCCAGACCGCUAAGCAGACCUUCUGUUUUAUGAACAGGAGAGUAAUAUCCACAAACCCAUACCGAGAAGCCCCCACAAAUGGCUAUUCCUGUCCUAGCGGAGUGGCACUGCACUACGACGACGUUCCCUGCAUUAAUGGAUUGUGGAGACCAGAGGAGGACUUGGCUUAUAACAGAAAGAAAGGAGAAGAGGUGCAUUAUGAUGAUGCAGAUGUGUAUGAUAACUUACCGUCUCCGAAAAUCUUUGCACGCUACCCGCCGGCUGACAAAAAGCCCAAUAGGUUUUCCACUGACAAACUAUCUCCUAACCACUACAAAUCUCCUGUCUCAUCCCGCCUGUCUUCUCCGUCUGUCACUAACAACUCUGCUCUGGGGAGGGCAUCUGUCGGUUCCCCAUCUCAGCUGAAGAGCAAGAAGCCUCCUGUGGCGUCCAAUGGUAUUGCAUCAAAAUCCAGAGUAACCAACAGCCUGCAGAAGAAGCCCAGCACAGCCAGCACUGUGAAGCGCAAUGUCUCCAAUGCUGAGCAGUAUAAGUAUGGGAAGAACCGAGUGGAGGCAGACGCUAAGAAGCUACAGAUGAGAGAGGAGGAGCUGCUGAGGAAGAAGGAAGCGCUUCGCAACAGACUGGCCCAACUCCGGAAAGAGAAACGCGACAUAAGAGCAGCCAUUGAAGCCAAUGCAGGGCGAAAGUCCCAGAUUCUGCUGGAGGAAAAGCUAAAGAAGCUGGAGGAGGAGUGUAAGCUAAAGGAGGGUGAGCGAGUAACUCUGGAGUUGGACUUGACGGAGGUGAAGGAAAGUCUGAAGAAGGCUAUGGCCGGUGGAAUAACUCUUGGUCUUGCUAUAGAACCCAAGAACGAGACAUCGAGGCCCCAGUCUCCAGUUCUCCGGCAUCGCACGGUGGAAAACUCUCCCAUCUCCAGCUGUGACACCAGUGACGCAGAAUGCUCUUUACCAGUAAACAGCGCUGCGGCAUUAAAGAGACAGGCUGCAGCCAAGAGCUCCCCGGUACGCGGGCACGUCCUAAGGAAGGCAAAGGAAUGGGAGCUGAAAAACGGCACAUAAACCAGAACUAUUCCUUGCGUUUCCUGUAUCAGAGCCUUAACUAGCACGGACCAAGAGACUGAACACGGUAUUUUGUAUACGAGGGUACAGCGUACUUUGCUUGUUUGUUACAUGAAGUUCUCUGCUGCACAUGACAGGGCAGCUACGGAGCAGCUGUCUCAGCGGAGCAAUUAUUCUGCCUUACGGAGCGCUCUCGGACAGGCUCAUUCUCUUCACUGUUGGUGCGUUGACCCUUCGAUGUGAGGGCUGAAUGCUCAUUGGUGUCUCCCAACUUCCUUCUCUACGCUGACAAUUACAGAACCUUACCCUAAACACUCGCACCAUGCCUUCACACAUAAUUGUGGUGUUUCUUGUGUUUGCUUCGGCUGUCUGAUGUAAGGUUUGGAGGGUUCCUGACUGAUUCCUGCCAAGAGUCGGGAGAAAGCCAUCGAUCCUUACUUUGUACAUUCCACUCUCCACUGCACAACCUGAGAAUAUGUCUGCGCACAGAGCGAUUGGUGUGAGUUGGCCUGCCUACAGUAACCAAAAUCGCCCUGGGCAACCGCGUGAGAGCUAUUCCCUGAUGUUGAAAAUGAGGUGGAAUUCGCAUGAUCGUGGAUGAGAUUGUGGGUCUUAGUGAAUUGCCAGAUGUUGUGUUGUCUUUAUUUUUAUUCACUGAUCAUUUGUAAAUAUGUUUUUAAUUUACUGUCGGUGGGAAGGGUGCGGCACGAGAUAAUGAUUAUGAUAUGACAUGGCUCAUACACCUAUGAAAUGUGCUACUAUAUCAUUUGUACAUAUUAUUUAUGUGUCUGAGUAGCCCGGGGAUUUCUCAUGAUUGACCUCUUAUCACCAUCUGUAGCCACUGGUCUUGGCUAAAAAAAAACCUACUAGGCCGGGUUAUAACCACACUAUGGGGUAAAUUUACCAAGAUGGGAGUUCUAUUUAAGAUGGGAUGUUGCCCAUAGCAACCAAUCAGAUUCUACUUCUCAUUUAUCUAGCACCUUCUAGAAUAGAUUACCUGGAAUGUGAUUGGUUGCUAUGGGCAACAUCCCAUCUUAAACAGAACUCCCAUCUUAUGUGCAACCUGAAAUCUAGUGUAUAAAAGUCCAACCAACAAUGCCAGAACUUUAUUUUAGUGUGUGCAAACUUUACAUCCUUCCGGAUCCGUGUAACUCAAGAGAUAUUUAUUUUGGAACAUGAUGCACCUUUGCGGUGUCCAAAUCCUUUUAAAAGACACUGAAAUACAGGGCCCUUUAUGUUUGUUAUCCAUAGUUACUACAGCUGUAAUUGAAUCCGCGAAAUACUGUACAUCUCAUCUGCACGGCACUGUGCAUUUUCCAACCAAGGUUAAAUGGAGAAAUAUAUUAUGUAAUGUUGACACAAGAAAGAAAAAACACUUUAUGGUGUAUUUACUACACGGCAGCCUGUCUGCGAUUUUGCCAGGUGUGUUUUGCACAUAAGGCGAUCGCUGUUUUAAAUUCUGCAGUACAAAACGUGUGGCAGUCAGUGGCCGCGUUGUAAAUAUAUAAACCCCUUGGCAAAAGUCACCUACCCCUGUGGGAAGCAGGGAUUUGGUGAUCUCAUAUUCAGUUCAGUGCCAGUGACAUCACUCGACAAUGGCUCAGCAUGCUUUAGUGAUGUCACUGGUGUUUGGUGAAUUGUUAGGCUACAUUCUAAUGAAUACUGAUUCGACCCACAGCACCCAUUGUGAGGGAGUGAUGUGGGUGCGGUCAUUCCUCAGACGCAGCUGCUUGGAGAAUUCCAAUUGGAUGGGAAAAGGAGUACUGGAACUUACCUGCUAGUUGGUUGACGUACCAAAUGCCUGAAUGUGUGUGGCCACUUUCUCAUUUUAGGUUUCUGCACAUAUAAUAAUGUAUAAGAUAGUACAACGGCAGAGUCACAUAAUAACGCUGUGUCUUUGGGAAAGAGUCCCACGUUUUUUGAUAAAAUAUUUCCACGCUGUGUUGUCAGUCACCCAGCAGGAGCACACCAUAUAUCAUAUGGAUCUUGUUACUCCUAACAGGUAUAAUCAGGAUGGUAACAUAUUGCUGUAAGACGUGUCUUGGUUCAGCUAAUGGUAAUACUAAUGUGUGAGAGGAGUUUGUACAUUUAUAAGUCAGUGUAAAGGGCCACAGAACCUAAACGCAAUGCGGUUCCGAUAUGAAGUCACACCUUGGCAAUCGCAGUAAUAUACAAGAACGGUGCCAACGGCAGUCCUAGGGGUUAGUCGCAUCCUGCCGCCUUCACUGUGCAAUCUCAUCUCGGACUCGCACCUAGGGCGCUACGACAAGAAUUGGCGAGUGCAGCGGUACCGUAAGUGUAGCAUACAGUCACACCUACUCGCGCAGCAGGUGAGCUUGCGACUAAUCGGUGUGAGCACUUAGAGCAUAUUCCACCCCGGAACUCCAAAAAAGGGGCAGAUUUAACAACAAGUGAAAUUUUUGUUAUCACUUGUUCCGAGUGAUAAGUGGUGCCCCAGCCAAUCCGCUCCUAACUGUCCUGUGUUUCAAAAAUGACAGGAGCUGAUUGGCCGGAGCACCAUUUGUCAUUCGGAACGAGUGAUAACAAGUAUAUCACUCGAUGUUAAAUCUGUCCCAAAGUUUUUUAUUUCUUUAGCAUCAGGUCACAUUUUUAUAUCAACUCACAUGAAUAUCUUGUUCUGAAGUCACAUAGGGCCUUAAAUGCUGCAAGUGUUACCUAAGUGGAUGCCAGUCUUUGUAUAAGUAUUCCUUGCUGUGCCCGGUGUGCAUCUGUCAUGCCGCAACAGCUUUGUGUGUCAGAAUUUGCCCCCCAUGUGUUGCGGCGUAAGGUACAUGUUAAUAAUAGCACAUGGCAAGCACAUGUUUUGUAAAAAAACUCAACUAAUAUCCGCUUUCAUCUGUGUCACAGAAGACUCAAAAUCUGUCUCUGUUGCUAUGGGUUAUAGCAUAUUCGUAUUACGUACAUAAUGCCACAUGUAGCGGCAAUUUUUACAUUGGCACUUUUGUCAAGUCGGGACCUAUUACAUUUGGCCCAUAGUGCUCCGAAAUCUGUGCCCACAAAAAGCCAAAACUGUUACAAGAAAUAUUAAGAAUCAUUUUGUUACUUUGAAUUUAAUUAUUUAUUUGUAUAUUUCAGCGAAUAUUGUUAAUGGUUUUAAUUUAUAUUUGUAAAUAAUUUCUGGGAAGCAUUAACUGUAGGGUUUUGUUGGACAUUUGGUCAAAAAAAGAAAAAGUAAAAAAAACAAAAAACAAACUUGUAAUUACAAUCUUUACAUGUCUUGUUUCUGUCUUCGUUCUGCAUUAAAUGGAUCAGUGAGGGUGACGCAGUCUUCAUUAUACCGUAGGGAAAACUGACAGCUAAACGCUUUGUAUUACACUCCAUGGGACCGUCUGCGGCAUAGGUGAUUGCCAUAUUCUCCAUAGUAGUCAGGGCAAGCUGCGUUUCUCCAACCACUAGUGGUCCCCCCCCCAAAAAAAAAAAAAAACAACUGCAAAACAGGUAUAAAAUAUUCAUUUAAAAAAAAAAAAAAACUUUUAAUAUUAUGUAGUAUUUGAUCAUCUGCUGCCCUAUUGAAAACUAAAAAAAGAUUUUUUAUUUUUUUUUCUCCUGUCUUUCUGAGUAAUUUACUUGUUUUUAACUUUUUUCAUAUUUUAACACAUACUGAGCUUGAAAAUGUAUGUAUUACAGGAUAAGUUUCCCCAUUCACCCUUACUGUAUAUCGUGCUGCACAGCUGUGGUAUAAAAGAUCUACAGUUAUUAGAUAGACAGGAAUUAGGUUAACAGGGUCAAAAGGUCAACUGGUAAAAGGUAGAUGUACAAAAGGUCGACAGGGUUGACAUGGAAAUGGUCGACAAAAAAAGGUCAACACAAGUUUUUUGUGUGUUUUUUGUGUCAUUUUGUAUGUUUCAUCACCUGUAACUCCAAUUAGUGGAAAUGUGUACCCUUGCGGGCUACUCCGAUCAUGCUUCGGGCAAGGUUACCAUUCCCAAUUGUAGUCCACGUGGAUGGCAAAUCAAGCAUAAGUUCAAAAAAUGUGAAACCCUCCCAAAAAGUGUCUACAUUUUGUACUGUCAGCAAUUUGCCUGUCAACCUUUUGUCUCCGUUGACCUAAUGCCUCUCGACCAUAUGGUGUCGAUCUAUUGGCUGUCUCACUAGACACUGUCUAUGUAUGGUCCGGAAACUCGCGAUGCGUACACAGUACAUUAGUGCCCUAUAUACAUAAAUCAUUUUGGUGUACACAGCUUUAAUUCAUUAUAAUGUGAUUAAGUGUCUGGUUGCAGAGUAAUGUAUUCAGCAUUUGUUACAGGAUGUUUCCCAGUAUAAGCAGAUAUCUUUUUUGGACAACUCAGGUGUUUUUUUUUUUCUGAAUGCCGGUUUUAAAAAUUAAAUUAAUUUUAUGUAUACCAUAUGUACUUAUUCAUCACCUUCCCCAGAAGAAGAACAUAAGGAAGUGUUGCCCGUAGUAACCAGUCAGCAUGUGACAGUCAUUUUUCUAGUACAGCUAAAAAUCAAAUGAGACAUCUGAUUGGUUCUUUGAAAACUGCCUUGAUAAAUAUAAAAUAUCCUAGUACCUGGUGAAAUACAUGAAAUAGGCCAUUCACUUGUCAUGUAAGAUUGUGCAGUGCUGCCAGUUGUUGUUAUACAUGUUCUCACACAACAGAGAAGAGAUGUAUAAUAAUGACCGCACUCACUAUAAUCUAGUAAUUGCCAUUAUGUCUGGUGCCACGUUAUGGUGUAUUAUUGUGCUUCAUAUGUACUACAUGUUGUGUGUGUUUAGGUUCUCUCCCCACAUGUGGGUGUCACUAGUUAGUACUGACAUUACUGAAAUAUUUCUUCUUUUUAAAUAUUCUUUCUUCUGCCAUUUUAUCAUGUAAUAAUUAUUUGUCUCUGGCCUGUUGUCUUAUUUUGGCACAUGUAUAGGAACAGAAAUACAGAAGCUACUGAGAUAUGCCAUAGGGUACUUACCUAUCGUUAGAACAAAGUACUGAGUUUAUUAAAAUAGUAUUAUUAUUUUUUUAUGCAGUUAUUUUACAUACAGUGUUUGUCUGGAUAAGAUGGUUCUGACUCCUGAUGGGCCCUCUGUAGCCUAAAAAACAAUUUUGUUUUUUUCAUGGUCUGUAAUCUUUCCAAACGUUUUAGAUGAAAUCGACUGCAGAAAUAAAUACAUAACUGGAUAAAUCAAUGAGAACUGGCAUGUAGACCAACCUCUGGUCAUUUUGGUACUCCCCUAUAUUUGAUGUUUUAUUUAAUUUCUUUUUUUAAAUACAUCCGUUCUCCCGAAGACUAGGGACAACAGUGAUGUCAUAGAUUGGCUGUUUUCUCAAAAUUAUUGGUUCACGACAAACAACGUGUUUUUCCAGUAUACAUAAUGGUUUAGUUUACAACAUCUUAGGUUUACAGACUACAGGGGAGAUUUAUCAAAGCUUGUAGAGAGAGAAAGUACCAACCAAUCAGCUUCUGUUAUUUUUCAAAAGCAGCCUUUAACGUAACAGGAGCUGAUUGGUUGGAACUUUAUCUCUCUGCAAACUUUGGUAAAUCUCCCCAUAAAUCUAAGGUUUAAACGUCAAUUGUUUAGUUUGCUAACCCAGAAUGUAUCGCUGCAAUUGGUAACUUUCUCUCAACAUUAUCAUACCAUGGGGGUAAUUCUGAGUUGAUCGCAGCAGCAAAUUUGUUAGCAGUUGGGCAAAACCAUGUGCACUGCAGGGGAGGCAGAUAUAACAUGUGCAGAAAGAGUUAGAUUUGGGUGGAUUAUAUUGUUUCUGUGCAGGGUAAAUACUGGCUGCUAUGUUUUUACACUGCAAUUUAGAUUGCAAAUUGAACACCCCACCCAAAUCUAACGCUCUCUGCACAUGUUAUAUCUGCCUCCCCUGCAGUGCACAUGGUUUUGCCCAACUGCUAACAAAGUACCUGCUGCGAUCAACUCGGAAUGACCACCCAUAUUUUUUUACCAUCAUUCGUUAUAACCAUGAGAUAAAUUAGGCAUGUAAAGAAUAGAUUUAUAGAGGUUAUCUGGUGCUUUUUUUCCUUUUGAAGAGGUAAAUGAAUAUUUUCUUUACUGGUGGGUAAAAAAAUAAAGUGAAUGAACAUCAAUGUGCAAUGACAUGUUUCCAACAAAUAGUAACACUUUCAGGCAGGUACACAUCAGUGUUUUAUUGCAUACACUAAGGUGUCUGUAAUAUACGUAUUGAUGUCUGCACUUCCUGCCAUGCAUGUACUGCAUUUCAGGAUUUGUAAUUUGUUUUUAGUCCAUUUCAAAAGGACAUUUUUGUGUUGAAUUCCUGCAAUAAAAAGAGGUGCUGCAUAUCCUGGUUAUCCCUUUUCAUAAGGUCUGUAAAUAGAUUUAUUUUAUGGGACAUAUUUAAUUUUUAAAAUGCAUAUUUUAUUUAAAUAAGACAUGUCUACUUGUUAUUUAAAGUGGAUACAACGGAUUAUUGUAUUUUAGAAUAUUCUUUAAAUAUUUCUGUACACUGUAUUAAUAUGGACUUGCACUCACUUUGAGUGCUUUCAGUUAUGUGCA
This is a messenger RNA of Pseudophryne corroboree (corroboree frog), 9073 nucleotides long. It is a transcript of the gene AFAP1, whose product is annotated as actin filament associated protein 1. The record is from RefSeq and is a predicted model, not a curated record. Lineage: Eukaryota; Metazoa; Chordata; Amphibia; Anura; Myobatrachidae. Gene Ontology annotation, cellular component: cytosol. The transcript is spliced from 18 exons. Bases 130 to 2595 code for a protein of 821 amino acids. Gene Ontology annotation, molecular function: SH2 domain binding; SH3 domain binding.